Messenger RNA from Diatraea saccharalis (sugarcane borer), 2423 nucleotides. NCBI's taxonomy places the organism in Eukaryota, Metazoa, Arthropoda, Insecta, Lepidoptera, Crambidae. The record is from the annotation of a GenBank genome assembly.
AGAUGCGAGCGAGACGCGGCUGCGCAUGUUUCUACCGGGCUUUACGUUUUUUUCAAACGUUUCUUACCGCUAAAAUGACAAAAUCCGCAUUAUUUUCGACGUAACAAGAGUUCAAAAACAAAAUGAAGUGUCAGUUUUUACAUUUAGUUCCGUGAGUGUUGAUUAUUGUGUGAUUAAACGACACAGCAGAAGUAUAACAAAUGUGUGUGAUCCAUGUGUGAAUGUUAGUGCUACAUAAUGUGGUCGAGAAACUUUAUACCGGAUUAUGGGAUUAGACUGCUGUCUGCUGCUGUUUUGCUGUGGACCAUAGCAGUUAGGAUCGACGGUGUCGAAGGUUUCGUGUCCUGUUCGCCAUCUCCUUGCAAGAACGGCGGUACCUGCUUAUCCACACCACGAGGAGAAUAUUUCUGCAACUGCACGUCUCGCUUCGCCGGGGAAUUCUGCCAGCAUCUCAACCCCUGUCAUAGUGAAUCGAGUCCGCGAUGUCAGAACGGAGGUUCUUGCAGGGUCCGCCCUGGCAUCAGCGGAGCGCCACCGUCCUUUGCCUGCGACUGUCCUCUGGGCUUCAGUGCAUCAUUAUGCGAGAUCAGAGUGCCUGCCGCUUGUGACUCAGCACCAUGUCUGAACGGAGCCACAUGUAGACUAACCUCAUUGUCUACGUACGAGUGUGAUUGUCCACCUGGUUAUACAGGUGCUGAAUGCUCGCAUGAAGACCAUUGCGCCUCCCAACCAUGUCGCAAUGGAGGACGAUGCGUAGCAGACAACACAACAGCGGCUGGGUACUCCUGUGUCUGUCCGCCUGGUUUCACAGGCUCUAGAUGUACAGAAGACGUAGUAGAGUGCUCGAGUGGGUCAGGACCUUGUCAUCACGGGAGAUGCUUCAAUACUCACGGCUCGUACACUUGUGUGUGUGAGCCUGGUUAUACUGGACGGGACUGUGAUGCUGAGUAUGUCCCAUGCGAACCAUCGCCGUGUCUUCAUGGUGGAAGAUGUACGCCACUGGAUCAGCUCAGAUACGAAUGCGAUUGUCCUACAGGAUACCGAGGUCAGAAUUGCGAGAUUGACAUCGACGACUGUCCAGGCCACUUAUGUCAGAACGGAGCGACAUGUGUAGACGGGCUCAACUCCUACACUUGCGAAUGUCCACCAACGUUCACCGGCUCCCUUUGCGAGACUGACGUCGAUGAGUGUGCUUUGAGACCCCUGGUAUGCCAGAAUGGUGCUACCUGCACCAACUCCGUCGGUGGUUUCUCAUGCAUAUGCGUGAACGGCUGGACUGGACCAGAAUGUUCUGUCAACAUCGACGACUGCGCCGGCGCAGCUUGCUUCAAUGGCGCGACCUGCAUAGACAGGGUCGGCUCUUUCUACUGCAAGUGUACUCCUGGGAAAACGGGCCUCCUCUGUCAUUUGGAUGACGCGUGCACCUCCAAUCCCUGUCACGCUGACGCCAUCUGCGAUACCAGCCCAAUUAAUGGUUCCUAUACUUGCUCCUGCGCAUCUGGUUACAAAGGCCUCGACUGUUCUGAAGACAUUAACGAAUGCGAGCAAGGUUCCCCGUGUGAACAUGAUGGUAUCUGUGUGAACACGCCUGGAUCCUUCGCCUGCAAUUGCUCCGUCGGCUUCACUGGACCCCGCUGUGAAACAAACGUCAACGAAUGUGAGAGCCAUCCUUGCAGGAACUAUGGCUCUUGUUUGGACGAUCCUGGCACCUUUCGAUGUGUCUGCAUGCCUGGUAAGUUGGAUAAUAGUUUUAGCACAAAACUCACAGAGUAGGGGCCUAAUUGUCUAAUUUUAAAAUCGAUCGCAACCCCUAUUAGACAUCUGAUAGCGAUUGCACUCGCGACGAUUCGUUGAAAGAAAUUGAAUGAACGAUAUCGUUUAUUAGAAUUGUAUAAGCAAAACAGUAAAUGCUUGAAAACUAUUGAGAAAUUUCAAACGAAAGAGUUGAUUAUUAAGAUUCUAGAUCGGUCCAAAAGCGAUUGCAAAUUUAAAAGUCACAUAAUAUCAAAAUUUUAAAAAUAGAUUGCGAUAGAAUUUAAAUUUACAGAAUUAGCCCAAUGAAUUGCAGGACCAUCAUUAGUUCUGUUUUGUUAAUUUAAUUUAUUUUAUUUUAUUUUUCAUGGUAGAUCAACGGUUGCAUACUUGCAACUUACAAUAUCAAUACAUAAAUCAGAUAACCAAUUAUAGAUCCACACAGUUAGCCUUAAAAUUAGGUAACAAUUUUGAGUUCACUCGGUAGUUGUGAGGUAUGACAGACACAUAUUACACAAAGGACACACGCAAAUAACACAUUUCUUCUUUUUCCCUUAUUUCUCGGAUAGUUAAGAAAAGAAAAGGAGUUAUAGUUGGCUGGGUAGUUUUGGAUUUGUAUUUUAAGAUAACACUUAAGCUAAAGAAGUCAGGCGAGUGAUUUAUUUUAUUUG